AGUAGGGUAGGCAGUUAAAAGAACAACAAGCGAUCUAAUAAUUGGGUCAGCUAAUAUGUAACCUAUUUGAGCGUGCAUUUCAUGCAAUAACAUAAUCGUAGCCUACGUUUCACCUUAACAUUGGAGCGAAUCAGUACCAGCUGCGAUUGGAGAGAACAGGCGGAGGAAGUGCGCAACGGACACAGACGCAGGAGAUAUCGGAGACAGACACCGACCAGAACAGAGCUCAUCAGCUUAUGGUGUUACUGUAUUGUGUAUUUGGGAAUCAAGUAUUUAAAUAAAACCUUUAAUUGAAAAAAAGAAGAAGCUUUGAAAAUGGGACAUACUCUGUUACCCAUAUUGAUGGCCAUAUUGUCCCACGGCAAUUGGGGGAAUGUCGAGGCCUCGGCCGUGGCUGAAGUGAAUGGACCAGGCCCCCUGGUGGCCGAACCGCAGAUUGCCAUGUUCUGUGGGCGUCAGCUGCUGCACAUGAACCCUGAGACUGGCCGAUGGGAGCCCGACCCUGAGGGACGCAAGGGCUGCUUUACCGAGCCCAACGAGAUCCUGACCUACUGCCAAGAGAUGUACCCCGCCCUGCAGAUCUCCCACGUGGAGGAGUCUUCCGAGCCCGUUACCAUCCCAGCCUGGUGUAAGAAGGGCUGGGGUCACUGCCAGACACGGCCCUUCAUUGUCAUGCCCUACCGCUGCCAAGUUGGUGACUAUGUGAGUGAGGCCCUAUUGGUGCCAGAUAGAUGCCGUUUCCUGCACCAGGAACAGAUGGAUGUCUGUGAGAGCUACGUCUACUGGCAAAACAUGGCCAAGGAGGCCUGCACAGCAGACAAUCUGGAGCUGCAUAGUUAUGGCAUGCUAAUACCAUGUGGCAGCCGUUUCCGCGGUGUGGAGUAUGUGUGCUGCCCAGGGAGGGGUGGAUCGAGUGGCAGAGGGGAGACAGAGGGAGGAGACAUUCUCCCAGUAGGAACCCAGGCCCUCACUCCUCAGGCCAAAGUCAACACCCGAGUCAAAGCGACACCCCCCACCCCAAGUCCCUCACCCGACACUGACGUGGACGAGGCGGACAUGGAGGAGGAAGACGAGGAGGUAGUUGAAGAAGACGAGGAAGAGGAGGAGGCUGUAGAGGAUGAGGAUGCAGAUGAUGAGGAAGAGGUGGAGGAGCGGCAGGUGGCAGCAGCAGUGAAAGACCCAGAAGAGUAUGAGUAUUCCAUUGACUCCGGCCCCUACCAGGCUUCUGACUACACAGACUCCUUCUACUACGAGAAAGACCAGGGUCAGGGAGGUCGCAAGCCUUCUACGUCUCCACCUCAGACAAGAGGAGACAGCCUACCCACCCCUCGUCCCACAGAUGGCGUGGAUGUUUACUUCGAGAUGCCUGGGGACGACAGCGAGCAUGCCAACUUCCUGCGUGCCAAGAUGGACCUAGAGGAGCGGCGAAUGAAACGCAUCAAUGAAAUCAUGAAGGAAUGGGCUGAGGCUGACAACCAGUCCAAAAACCUGCCCAAGUCUGACCGCCAAGCCCUCAAUGAGCAUUUCCAAUCCGUGUUGCAAACUCUGGAGGAGCAGGUGGCAGGGGAGAGACAGAGGCUGGUGGAGACCCACCUGGCCCGGGUAGUGGCCACCCUUAACAACAACCGCAGGCUGGCCCUGGAGAGCUACCUGACAGCUGUGCAGAGCGAAACCCCACAGCCAGAGCGGGUGCUGCAGGCUCUGAAGCGCUACAUGGCAGCCGAGCAGAAAGACCGUAGACACACUCUGAGACACUACCAGCACAUUGAGGCUGUUGACCCGCAGAAAGCUGAGCAAAUGAAGUUCCAGGUAUACACCCACCUCCAUGUGAUUGAAGAGCGGAUGAACCAGAGUUUAGCAUUGCUCUACAAGAUCCCUGCUUUAGCUGAGGAGCUGCACGAUGAUAUCCAGGAACUGGUGAAGGCAGAGCGAGGAGACGUCAGUGAGCUCAUGACCACUUCUUUCUCUGAGACACGCACUACUGAGGAGCUGCUUCCUGCUGAGAGUGAAGAGGAAAAAGAUGAUGAGGAAGAGGAGGAGAGAGCCUUCCAGAACAGGCCCUACCCACCCCGCAUUGAACCUCAACCCAACACAAAGAAAACCUCUACAGAUGAGUAUGACUAUGCAACAUCUGAGCGAGGGCCUACAUAUGAAUAUGAGGAGAAGAUUAACACCUCAGUGGAGCUCAAGCAGGUGGUCUACAAGUCUCCUGGGAUCCAGAGAGAUGAACUGCAACCAGACGCCCUGGAGACAUUUAACCGUGGGGCUAUGGUUGGGUUGUUGGUGGUUGCCGUGGCAAUUGCCAUGGUGAUGGUGAUAAGUCUGUUGCUGGUGCGCAGGAAGCCAUACGGAACCAUCAGCCACGGCAUAGUAGAGGUUGACCCCAUGCUAACUCCAGAGGAGCGUCAGCUCAACAAAAUGCAGAACCACGGCUAUGAAAACCCCACUUACAAAUUCUUUGAGCAAAUGAACUGAGGCGGUGGGUGUGGCCUCCUGGUUAUGCCCAAUUACACAAUGCAAUCCCAUUUUUCCCCUUCUAGGGGCCACCCCAGUCACACUGGCUAGGACGUAUUAAGAUGUAUAAUUAGGCCCAAUAUUUAAUAUGUCCCAGAACUGCUGACCACAUCAGUUUUUGGAAUGUGUACCAGUAAAAACCGACAAAUUAACAACCCAUCCUCUUUUGGUCUAUAAUCAAAGGGUGGACAUUUACACCACAGAGUAACAAUCACUCCUGUCCACUUGGAUAGAAAUACCACUGGAGAUAUUUGAGACAACCCCCUAAACAAUUAACAUAUGGAUACUUGUCUGAAAAUGACUCAAUAUUGAACAGUGCAUUUGCUUUGUUGGAUUUGAUUUUCCUCUGUUCAGUCUCUUGUGAAUUAUGUCACAGGUCUGAUUCAUUCCAUCAGAUACAUAGUGUCAACGUUAAUUAACAUUAUAGGAGGACUACAGUGUAACCGAUGUAAACCUCCACACAAACCAGUUCUCUAUCCAAGGCUAAAAUGACACGAAGACCACUAAACCAAUCACAUCUCCACGAGUCAGUGUAAGCUAUGCACAGUUAAGAACAGAUGAGGAGGAGGUUGGGUUGGGAAUGUAAGGUAUUGAAGCUUGAUUGACUUAAUCAUAAUUCAGUUACACUACUUCCACCAACAUGUAUUUUAGAUCCAUAGUCAAAUGGGUUGGUGGUCUUUUGAUAUUUAGCCCAACCAUCAUCAUCUUAAGCCUGUGGCAUCUGAAGAAACAUACACAAUCAGCAUUCAGAGCCUAUUCCAUGUGACGUGAACUAUUCAAUUCCACCGAUUUACCAAAUGUACAAUUCUAAGUCAAUUAGUGAAUGAUAGCUUUUAAUUUUCUUGUACUGCUACCUAAAAGAUUGUUACGAAGUAAUCAGAAGUCCAUAAUUUUACUGAAAGCAUGCAGAUUUGGUGUAUGAUGCUACCGUCUUUGUGUUGUUCCUGUUUUUUUAUGCUUUUGACAAGGUCGAAAUGUCACAGAAUAAAAUGGUCAGUGUAAAUAUCUUUAGAAAAAACAUGACUUGAAUAGAUAUUUCUGUAAUUAAUUUGCAUCAGUGUAAUGAAAUAAUAAAAAAAUAAGAAUACCUUGUGCUGUUCAGAGAGAGAGAACAUUUUAACAUGGCUGAUUGAAAACGGACUGUUGUAAAAACCAGCACAAGAUGACAGUUAACUUCGGACUAAGGUAUUUUAGGUAGUCAUUGAGAAUCGUUUACUUUUCAAUAACACAUGAAUCCCCUAUUAGAACUCCAAGGAGUAGCAUGUGAUCAAUAGACAAGCUAUGUCCAAUACCUUCAUUAUUUCACAGCAGUUCAACACUGGAUGUCUCUAAUUUAACAAUUUUCAGGUUUGAAUGAGAACAGUGGCAUAACCAUUCAUUAUUAUGGUGAAGUGGAAUUCAGCAUUGAGGUACAUAGUGAUCUUGGUAAAAAAUUUGAUAUUGGGCAGCAGUUGGGCCUAAUGAAGGACUAUUGCUCAGAUAGGUUGUAAUGUCAAUAAUUCUUCUAGCCCAUCUCAGAGGCAGGACUAAUAUCAAAGUUUAUUACUUACAAUUUAAGUCAAUCUUUUAUCUUUAGGGACAUAUCAGGUUUGCAGGUAAAAUUAACAUUAUAAAGAAAAAUUGAUAAACCCCAGUUGUUAGUCCAGUAUUAUGGCUCCUUUUUCUGUUCAAUUUCUAACCCCAGUGAGAUGGAUUGCAUCUGUCUGUUAUUAUGAUUAACAUCAUUUAUUAUCCUUCAUAGAUAAGGAGGUAUUGUCCACUUGGCUGAUUUUCAUGGACAGACUUUUUUCCCCACUACAUGAUAAAGAUAGUGUGGGUAGAGGUCACAUAUGCUUACGUAGUGAGAGGUUGCAAUCUAACUCGGGUGUCAACCGAAACUCAUUUGGCCUAUUUACUAUACAGAUGAUCUUAACCAAAACCCUCUCAGAAUGCUGAAAAUAGUUUUUGGGAAAAAAAACAUUGAAACGUCCUUAGGUGUAUAAUAAUUUAUUUAUAACUCAUGGCUAGGUUUUUCAGCUGUUGUGUGGUUGAUGAAACCACAAGCAGAGACAAAGGAGUUGUUAUUGUUGAGAGCAUCAGGAGAGAUGUGGCUCACUCAUCACUUAAAAGGAUUCUGUUUUUAUAUUCAAAUAAUGCUUUGAUUAUGAGGAAGAGGAGAUCAAAUUCUUGAGCUCUGAGAUUGGAUUUUCCAUGCGUUGUAUUUGAGGAGUGUGAAUCACAGGUUGUGGUUGCUGCGUCAUGAGAUGUAGAGAGCCAAGUUAGUCCUUGUAUAAUUUGUACAGCUCUCUUUAGUGAAUGAAAAUGUGGUAUGUUCACAGUUUGUUAGGGGAACCCUGUAUCAAUACUACUGAAACCAUAGAAGAGAAUAAGCUUGUCUAUGUUUCCCCAAAGACUCUAGGUUUCCUACCAGCAUUUAGCAGACAUAGAAUGGUGUAUAAUGUAGUGACUGAACACACAUUUGUAGGUCCUGUAUUAAUUAAGGUAUGUCUAUGUUGGCCCCCUCCCAUUCAAUUAAAAUGCAAACAAUGAUAUGGAGAUUUUAAUUGCUGCAUUAUUGCCUUUUACAAUGCUGUGUUUUGGAUGUAAUUAUAUGUAUUUUUUAUUUAUAAGUAAUAUUCAAUUGGAUUGAGGGUCAUGCUUUUUCGCUAUAUGAAAGAUUAGUAGCUUGUAUAAGAAUACCUAAAGAGGUUAAUCCAUGUCUAUCCUGCAGUUCAGAUAAAAUAGACAGACCUCCACUGAAGACCUAUUACUAAAUGUACCAUGGUGUGGCGCCAAGCACAACUAUUAGCAAAGGAUUGCUCCACAGUAGACAAUUAAAUGCCAUACAUACACCAAUGGCCGUGUACGAGUUGAACUCCCCUCAUUUUGACUAUACUCGGAUUUGCAUUAUACAGAUGACAUCAGUGAGACUGCUGAUCUUCAGAUGUAUUCAGAACUUGACCAAAGACAUGCUCUACUCUGGAGAUCAGAAAAUUGAGUAAUUUGAUCAAAUGUUUCUGAGCUAUGUUGAGUGUAGACCUAAUUGUAUGUGCAAGAAAAAUGUACAAUGGAAAUCUGAUCAAGCUCAUUAAAACUGUUAUUAAAUGACAAAUGACCCAAUAAA
Messenger RNA from Esox lucius (northern pike), 5617 nucleotides. It is a transcript of the gene aplp1, whose product is annotated as amyloid beta (A4) precursor-like protein 1. Gene Ontology annotation, molecular function: heparin binding; alpha-2B adrenergic receptor binding; alpha-2C adrenergic receptor binding. Gene Ontology annotation, cellular component: plasma membrane; Golgi apparatus. The transcript is spliced from 18 exons. The coding region runs from base 316 to 2475 and encodes 719 amino acids. Gene Ontology annotation, biological process: axonogenesis; central nervous system development. NCBI's taxonomy places the organism in Eukaryota, Metazoa, Chordata, Actinopteri, Esociformes, Esocidae. The record is from RefSeq and is a predicted model, not a curated record.